AUGUCUUCUGCUGAUACGCCAUUCUCGAAUAGCUCGAUCAAGAAGGACUCCUCACCCAUGUUAAGUGAUCUCAAACAAGAGAUACUUGAGUUACCUGUCGACCCCAGAAAUAGGUCAAAUGGAUUGAAAACCAAAAAUUCUGCGUCUUAUCAGAAGACUGGGAUCAAGGUAAACAACCCGAGCCCAGAAUAUUCUCCUCAAUCCGACGAGAAAACUGUCCCUGGAUUGCAAUUCCGUGAUCUUCAGAGAAUGGAGGGACUCCAUGACUUCAUAGCCUCUGCUUUAGCGCAAUUUUCAGUCGAUGAAUUCAUCAAAAGGUUCCAUGUGACAAACAGGACAUUGCAACGAUUUUUCACACACAAGACGCAGAUUGAUGCUGAUCAAGGUGAAGAGAUUAGCAACAAUAUCGAGGUUAUGAAAGCAGAGAUUCUAGAAUCAAGGAAGGCUCUUUCCAUCAGAAAUGAAGGCGGAUUUGUUCAUAGUGAAGUUUUGACACCUCCGGAUAGGUAUCCAAAGGCUGAAACUGAUAUGGCUAGAGCCCAAGCUCCACGACUAACGGCCCCUACAUCAUGGAUCGCAAUUCAAAUCCCCGUUAAUAAACAUAUCUCAGAUAGUAAAUCAGAAGAAGGAAAGAAGUGGCUUGAAAUUAUCAAACCGCUCACAAAGGAAUUACAGCCAGAUUUCGAACAUGGAGUAUGGGGUCGAUUGAUUGAACGACCCAACGAAGUUUGGCUUAUCACUGGCUGGGAAUCUUUGGAGGCAAUAAGAAAAUUCGAGGAAUCGGAUGUGGGACUUCUGGAACAUGUGACUGAUUUCACUGGGAUUACGGAUGUUUAUUUCCCGGAGGACGUAGAGGACGAGGCAAAGAAGAGGGUUAAUGACUUGAAAGGGUUGAUUUACUUCUUUGCGCUCGGAAAGAAGUCUGGUAAGAGUCCAUACAGCGGAAAGGCAAUUAAGGGUUGGGUGAGUGAACCGGUUGAGUUUGAGGAGAAGCAAACCAGAGUCAUGAGGCCUAAAAGACCAGGGAAUGCUGGGAUGGAAGAAGUGCAUUGCAAAUUUGAGACUAUUCCUUGGAAAUUCUGGAACUAUACAUCUGAAGAGGAGAGAGAAAUGGCAAAAAUGGAUGCGGAGGAGUAG
Molecule: messenger RNA, 1137 nt
Organism: Botrytis sinoallii
Lineage: Eukaryota; Fungi; Ascomycota; Leotiomycetes; Helotiales; Sclerotiniaceae
Exons: 6
Coding region: 1-1137 (378 amino acids)
Source: RefSeq, a predicted model, not a curated record